ACAUGAAGUCCUGUCCUAACUUGCCAUUGGGUGCAACGGCCGAUAGACGAACACUUGUCGCUUUCCCGUGACGGACAACACACUACUUGCAUGUUGGUCGCUCCCUCCCUCGCGCGCUCAAGAAAUUAGACCAGAAGCCGAGCUUGAGAUCAUGGGGUUUUCCGUGAUCCUGCAACCCCACAACGCCUCCAUCCUCUCUCCCGUCUUUUCCUUCCAUUAUUCCGCGAACCGCCCCCACCAUGGCCGCCUCUCGCCGGCUAUACUCUCGGAUUUAAGAACCCAACGGCUAGUUUCGAUCCCCUUCCACCCUCCAAGCCGUGGGCCCAUCAAGAAAUCCCCACGAAGGCGCUAUAACUCCGCCGUCCGUGCUUCCGCGGAGGAAACCCCAGCCAAGGCCCUGCGGAGGAUCGUGGAGUCCCCCGGGAUACAUCAAGGCCCUGCGUGCUUCGAUGCCCUCAGUGCCAAGCUGGUCCAGAGAGCUGGCUUCCAGUUCUGUUUCAUGAGCGGGUUUUCAGUAUCUGCUGCUCGGCUGGGGUUGCCAGAUGUGGGUCUUAUUUCCUAUGGUGAAAUGGUAGAUCAGGGAUACCAAAUUACCCAAGCUGUGUCGAUUCCUGUGAUUGGAGAUGGAGACAAUGGCUAUGGGAAUCACAUGAAUGUCAAAAGAACAGUCAAAGGUUUUAUUAAAGCUGGUUUUGCAGGGAUAAUUCUUGAAGAUCAGGUAUCACCAAAAGCAUGCGGCCAUACUCUAGGACGGAAAGUGGUCUCAAGGGAGGAGUCUGUGAUGCGCAUAAAGGCGGCUAUUGAUGCACGAAAGGAAAGUGGCUCUGACAUUGUGAUUGUGGCACGAACUGAUUCUCGCCAAGCAGUAUCUUUCGAGGAAUCACUAUGGCGAUCACGAGCCUUUGCUGAUGCUGGAGCAGAUGUUCUCUUUAUUGAUGCGCUUGCUUCAAGAGAGGAGAUGAAGGCAUUUUGCGAGAUUACCCCUUUGCUUCCAAAAAUGGCCAACAUGCUUGAAGGUGGAGGUAAAACUCCCAUUUUGAAUCCUAUUGAAUUGGAGGAACUUGGGUUUAAAAUUGUGAGCUAUCCACUGUCCUUAAUUGGAGUUUCAAUCCGAGCAAUGGAGGAUGCACUUGUUGCCAUAAAAGGUGGUCGUGUACCUUCUCCUGGGAGCUUGCCAUCUUUUGAAGAAAUCAAGGAUGCACUGGGUUUCAAUGAAUAUUAUGAAGAAGAAAAGCGAUACAGUAUCCCUCCUCCUCAACCAUCAUACAGAAGAGGUUAUUCUCCUGCUACCAGUACAAGGCCAACAACUCAAGAAUAUCCUGAACAGAGAGAAGACAGGCCAAGUGAUCCUGUUGUUGAAGUGCUAACUCCAUACGUGUAUGACAACUUCAGUUCAGGUGAUUCAAGAGGUCGUAUGUCUGGAAUAUGGUCCCGUACACUGAGAUUGAAAAUCACUGGAAGGAAUGGACUUGAAAAGCUUGACGUCAGAAUUCCUGCCGGGUUCUUAGAAGGAAUGUCAAGAAUAAUACCAGGCUUGGGAGGUGUUAAUAUCAUGGAAAUGUUAGAGGAUGCCUCUGUAGAGGUGGAUGAUGGCCCACAAAGUGGGAAGAUACUGCUGGAUUUUAAUGAUGCAAUGGGAGAUAGGAUUCAGGUGUUCGUUGAAUGAGCAGAACUUACGAACUAAAGUUCUGGUCCUCAGCUUGCUGUGGAUAUUUCCUUCGGAUCACCAUAAAAGUUAGUAUGAUGUAAAAGACAGCAGCUAUGCUUCGCUGCUGACAGCACAUUAAUUGUCACAUGUUAACCUUAUGAGCGGCCAUAUGAUCCUGCCAAGAUAUGAUGCCAAUUUUAUUAAAUGCGCAUGGGGAAGGGAGGGGAAUCACAUGUUUACCUGGUAAACGUUUAUGGAGAUUGUUGUACAAUCGACAACAGAUGAAUGAGAAAUUUUGUGAUUCUCCAUCAGACAUCACGGUUAAAUGAAGCUAUGUUGUUCACUUCA
Messenger RNA from Elaeis guineensis (African oil palm), 1996 nucleotides. RefSeq lists its product as uncharacterized. The record is from RefSeq and is a predicted model, not a curated record. Gene Ontology annotation, molecular function: catalytic activity. Lineage: Eukaryota; Viridiplantae; Streptophyta; Magnoliopsida; Arecales; Arecaceae.